Pelobates fuscus (common spadefoot toad) is the source of this 3058-nucleotide messenger RNA. RefSeq names its product zinc finger FYVE-type containing 1 (gene ZFYVE1). The coding region runs from base 288 to 2630 and encodes 780 amino acids. The transcript is spliced from 11 exons. Gene Ontology annotation, cellular component: lipid droplet. Gene Ontology annotation, molecular function: phosphatidylinositol-3,4,5-trisphosphate binding; phosphatidylinositol-3-phosphate binding; phosphatidylinositol-3,4-bisphosphate binding. The record is from RefSeq and is a predicted model, not a curated record. Gene Ontology annotation, biological process: lipid droplet formation. NCBI's taxonomy places the organism in Eukaryota, Metazoa, Chordata, Amphibia, Anura, Pelobatidae.
UUUUAUGCAUUUGUAAAUGUAUUCACAUUCAGGAUUAAUGCAUGAUCAAGAUUUUUCUUUUAUGUGUGUGCUUAAGAGGUCCUCCUUCUCACACUGUCUUAAUGGUUUAUUUUGUGCAAAAAGAAGUUUGUCUAAGCAAGCUAAUUAUUUUUUUUUAUUGAACAAAUAAUCUGAUUUUUUUUUUCAAAGAAUAUUUAAAUCUUUAGUAUAUACAAGGCCCAUAUUUAAUAGCGGACCUUGUACCUUGUAUUUUUUCCCCUUCCUCUUUCUAUAUAACUUUUUUUAAAAUGAGCACCCAGGGGCCGACCGACAAAGGUCCACGAACUGGUCUCACGUGCCAGGAAAAUUAUGCCUGUGCUGGUAAUGAUGAGGCUCUGUAUGAGUGUGAUGAGUGCAAUACUGUCCAAUGUCAACGUUGUGAAGAAGUAUUGCAUAAACAAGAAAGACUUCAGAAUCAUGAGCGUACUCGUAUAUCCCUUGGCUAUGUCCCUUUGUGCGCCGUUUGCAAAGGAGCCAAUCCCAGUGCCGUGCAGAACAGCACAAAAGAUGCUAAGCAGCGGGCUGCAGUUAGAUGUCUGUCCUGUAAGAUUAACCUCUGUGCUGAAUGUCAAAAGAAUACCCACUCUAGUGGAAACAAAAGAAAGCAUCCUCUGUCCGUCUACCAAGCCUUGAAGAGUCCAGUGCAACAAGAAGUUAAAGGGGACGAGGAGAACCUCAAAAAGAAAAUGACCGAGAAUGCUGUCAGUUUUCUUCUUGUAGAUGAAACGGAAAAGAUUCAGGUCACGGAUGAGGAUGAAUUCUUGAAGAAACUGGACUGCAAUCCAGAUGACUUGCUGAAAGUUGUCUCCAUUUUUGGAAACACUGGUGAUGGCAAGUCUCAUACCCUCAAUCAUACUUUCUUCUACGGUCGCGAAGUAUUCAAGACUUCUCCUGCCCAAGAGUCGUGCACAGUGGGUGUGUGGGCAGCCUUUGACCCUGUGCACAAGGUGGUGGUGAUCGAUACUGAAGGUCUGCUUGGGACAAAUGUCAAUCUGAGUCAGAGAAUACGUUUGUUACUCAAAGUGUUGGCCAUUUCAGAUCUGGUUAUCUACCGAACUCAUGCAGAUCGUCUGCACAAUGAUCUCUUCAAGUUUCUUGGUGAUGCCUCAGAAGCCUACUUGAAACACUUUACAAAGGAGUUAAAAGCCACUACUGCAAGAUGUGGGUUAGAUGUGCCACUGUCCAUGUUGGGGCCUGGAGUCAUAAUUUUUCAUGAGACUGUUCAUACAAAGCUGCUGGGGUCAGAAAGAUCUUCUGAAACCCCAGAAAAAGUCAUUCAAGACAGAUUUCGAAGGCUUGGCCGUUUUCCAGAAGCCUUCAGCUCUAUUCAUUACAAGGGGACGCGCACCUACAACCCACCCACGGAUUUCUCAGGGUUGCGUCGUGCUGUGGAGCAGCAACUGGAAACCAAUACCACCCGCUCCUCUCGGCAUCCUGGAGUCAUUUACAAAGCUCUAAAGGCUUUGAGUGACCGCUUUAGUGGGGAGAUUCCAGAUGACCAGAUGGCUCAUAGUUGUUUUUUUCCUGAUGAGUAUUUCACCUGCUCUGCUCUUUGCCUCAGCUGUGGAGCAGGAUGCAAGAACAGCAUGAAUCACUCUAAGGAAGGACUUCCUCACGAGACAACGAGCCGUUGCAGGUACUCCCACCAGUAUGACAACCGAGUGUAUACCUGCAAGGCUUGUUAUGAAGGUGGGAAGGAGGUUAAUGUGGUUCCCAAAACAUCUGCUUCCACCGACUCGCCAUGGCUGGGUCUUGCCAAGUAUGCCUGGUCCGGAUAUGUGAUUGAAUGUCCUACUUGUGGAGUGGUUUAUCGCAGCAGACAGUACUGGUUUGGGAAUCAGGAUCCUGUGGACACUGUUGUACGUACAGAGAUACAACACGUUUGGCCUGGAGCUGAUGAUUUCCUCAAAGACAACAAUAAUGCGGCCCAACGUCUACUAGAUGGUAUGAAUUUCAUGGCACAGUCUGUAACAGAGCUGAGCAUUGGACCCACCAAAGCUGUGACAUCUUGGUUGACCGACCAAAUUGCCCCUGCCUACUGGAAGCCAAAUUCUCAAAUACUGGUAUGUACGAAGUGCACGGUUCCCUUUAAAGAGAAUGAUACCAAGCACCAUUGCCGGGCCUGUGGGGAGGGAUUCUGUGACGGCUGCUCAUCCAAAAGUCGUCCGGUUCCUGAGAGAGGCUGGGGGCUUUCACCAGUACGUGUGUGUGACAGCUGCUAUGAUCGGAGAGGAAGUCAGAUAGUUGCUGUGGACUCUGUUGACGAUGAAGAAGGUGGUACGUUAAUUGCCAGGAAGGUUGGAGAGGCCGUUCAGAAUACAUUGGGUGCAGUGGCGACAGCCAUGGACAUUCCUCUCGGACUUAUGAAAGAUGCUGCAAGACCUGCAUACUGGAUCCCAGACCAUGAAAUAACUCACUGCUACAACUGCAAGAAAGAAUUUAAUAUCAAGCUAUCAAAACACCACUGCCGGGCAUGCGGACAGGGUUUCUGCGACGAAUGUUCAAGUGACAGGCGGCCAGUCCCAUCCCGCGGCUGGGAUCAUCCUGUGCGUGUCUGCAUUAAUUGCAAUAAAAAACCUGGUGACCUUUAACCCUCUGUUUCCACUCCUGUCCUUCACAAUUCCGUACGUUCUCAGGGUUAGCUAUGAGUGGAACCAUUUUCAUCCUUAGGCCUGUCUGGCGUGCAUGCUUCUAAUCUGUCGAUUUUUGGGGUCAUCUUCAUUAGUCCAUCAACAUAUUAAACAGCCAACGUUGCUUUGUUCAGGGAACAAGACAAUAUAUAAUCUGCACUUUUUAACUAUUUAAUAAGACGAUACAAUUGAAAAAUCUUCAUGAAGAAACAAGUGCUGCAGCAUUUUGGGUCACUGGGAUAGUGGGCCUGAUCUGUUAACUGACAUAUUUAACACUAUACCUAUCUGUACUGUAUUCAAUAUCUGGGAUACGCCUUUGCCAAUAGGAAUUUGCACUUUAUUUUUAUUCAGCAUGGCAGUUCAUAGACUUUAGCUUUUUUUUUGUCUCC